Molecule: messenger RNA, 9788 nt
Organism: Microcebus murinus (gray mouse lemur)
Lineage: Eukaryota; Metazoa; Chordata; Mammalia; Primates; Cheirogaleidae
Source: RefSeq, a predicted model, not a curated record
GGGGUGUGAUGCGGCACUGCGGUUGUGAGGCCGUUACUCCGGCUCCUCCAGAUAGGGCGGAGGAGGAGGCUGGAGCGCGGCGGUGAUUUUUGUGCCAGGGCUUCCCAGAGGCGCGCUGAAAAGGCUGGCGAGGCUCUAGAAGCUGGGGGCUUAGGGACACACAUUCAGGCCCCCACCCCCUGGGAGGGGAAGGGGGCUGGAGCCAGACUUGGGGGCUGUGGAGCGAUGGUGCCUGGCCGGGGGAAAGGGGCGAGCCCUGCGUGUCCGUGGUGAGGGGCUGCGGGCAGGGGAGGCUCCGCGGGUCGUAGGGGCUCCAUGCCCAUUGGUGGGUGGAACGUGUAGAGCGGAACGCAAGGUCGAGCCUGGCGGCCCCUCGAAUCCUGAACGUGGUGUCUAACGUGGUGUUUCAUUUAGCCCGCGUUGGGAUUAAUUCAUUGGGGGUAGUUUCUCUGGUCUGGCUCCUCCAGGAGCUGGGCAACCUUGACGGGCUUUUUGUCUUGUGCUCCAGCCCCCUUUCCCUUCCUCCUCCUCCAGAUGCCUUUUCUCUGCCACUCCUCGCCCGGUACAGACAUUUCCAGUGAAGGCUGCCGCUCGUGGUGGCCGUCGAAGCCACUUCUCGGGAUUUCGGCUGGUUUCCCUCUGGAGUGUUUUUUGAGGAGAGAGAGUUUUCCCCUCCUCCACGAUGGGUUUUUCCUCCCUUGCCAAAAUGGACUUUCAUUGAUUUCUACUUACUUCUUCAACGUUUAGUGACCAGUUCCCGAGGCGUAUUUUUGUGGUAGUUCCUUUUUUCAAACACAGUCUGUAAAAUGGAGAACGAGGUUUUUACUCCCCUUCUGGAGCAGUUCAUGACCAGCCCCUUGGUCACUUGGGUUAAAACGUUUGGACCUCUGGCUGCAGGAAAUGGGACCAACCUGGAUGAAUAUGUGGCUUUGGUGGAUGGGGUAUUCUUGAACCAGGUCAUGCUCCAAAUUAAUCCUAAAACGGAGAGUCAGAGAGUAAAUAAAAAAGUCAACAAUGAUGCUUCACUGAGAAUUCAUAAUCUAUCCAUUUUGGUGAAACAGAUAAAAUUUUAUUACCAGGAGACUUUGCAGCAAUUGAUCAUGAUGUCAUUGCCAAAUGUCUUGAUCAUUGGCAAAAAUCCCUUCUCUGAACAAGGCACAGAAGAAGUUAAAAAGCUGCUUUUACUUUUACUGGGUUGUGCAGUUCAAUGUCAGAAAAAAGAAGAAUUUAUUGAAAGAAUUCAAGGUUUAGAUUUUGAUACAAAAGCAGCAGUUGCCGCACAUAUUCAAGAGGUAACCCAUAAUCAGGAAAAUGUGUUUGAUCUGCAGUGGAUGGAAGUAACUGAUAUGUCUCAGGAGGACAUAGAACCACUCUUGAAAAAUAUGGCAUUGCAUCUAAAAAGACUCAUAGAUGAGAGAGAUGAACAUUCGGAGACUAUCAUAGAGCUCUCUGAAGAGCGGGAUGGUCUUCAUUGUCUACCCCAUGGCUCUUCAUCCGCACAGUCACCCUGUGGUUCUCCAGGCAUGAAGCGAACAGAAAGUCGACAACAUCUGUCAGUGGAACUGGCAGAUGCUAAAGCCAAGAUAAGAAGGCUUAGGCAGGAACUAGAGGAAAAGACUGAACAGUUAUUAGACUGUAAACAAGAACUUGAGCAAAUGGAAAUGGAACUAAAAAGGCUGCAACAAGAGAACAUGAAUUUGCUUUCGGAUGCUCGUUCUGCCAGAAUGUACCGAGAUGAAUUAGAUGCACUUCGAGAGAAGGCAGUCAGAGUUGAUAAGCUUGAAAGUGAAGUCAGCAGAUAUAAAGAGAGACUACAUGAUAUUGAAUUUUAUAAGGCAAGAGUUGAGGAAUUAAAAGAAGACAAUCAAGUUUUAUUAGAGACAAAAACUAUGUUGGAAGACCAACUAGAAGGAACUCGAGCUCGUUCUGAUAAAUUACAUGAAUUAGAAAAAGAGAACUUACAACUGAAGGCUAAACUUCAUGAUAUGGAAAUGGAACGAGAUAUGGAUAGAAAAAAGAUUGAAGAAUUAAUGGAAGAAAAUAUGACUUUGGAAAUGGCACAGAAACAAAGUAUGGAUGAGUCAUUACAUCUUGGCUGGGAGCUGGAACAGAUAUCUAAAACUAGUGAACUUUCUGAAGCACCACAGAAAUCCUUGGGCCAUGAGGUGAAUGAGUUGACAUCAAGUAGAUUAUUAAAGUUGGAAAUGGAAAACCAGAGUUUGACAAAAACUGUAGAAGAGCUUCGGAGUACUAUGGAUUCUGUAGAAGGCAAUACUUCCAAAAUCCUGAAAAUUGAAAAAGAAAAUCAAAGACUAAGUAAAAAGGUUGAAAUUCUUGAAAAUGAGAUUGUUCAAGAAAAGCAAAGUCUUCAGAAUUGUCAGAAUUUAAGCAAAGAUUUAAUGAAGGAGAAAGCUCAGCUUGAAAAAACAAUUGAAACACUUAGAGAAAAUUCAGAGAGACAGAUUAAAAUAUUAGAACAGGAAAAUGAACAUCUGAAUCAAACAGUAUCUUCAUUAAGGCAGCGUUCUCAGAUAAGUGCUGAAGCAAGAGUGAAAGACAUUGAAAAAGAAAAUAAAAUUCUCCAUGAGUCUAUUAAAGAAACAAGUAGCAAACUAAGCAAGAUUGAAUUUGAAAAAAGACAAAUUAGAAAAGAAUUGGAACAUUAUAAAGAAAAAGGAGAACGAGCAGAAGAACUUGAAAAUGAGUUGCAUCAUCUUGAAAAAGAAAAUGAAUUGUUACAGAAAAAGAUAACUAAUUUAAAAAUUACUUGUGAAAAAAUUGAAGCCUUAGAACAAGAAAAUUCAGAAUUAGAAAGAGAAAAUAGAAAAUUAAAAAAAACAUUGGAUAGCUUUAAAAACCUUACUUUUCAGCUAGAAUCCCUAGAGAAAGAGAAUUCCCAACUUGAUGAGGAAAAUUUAGAACUGCGAAGGAAUGUGGAAUCUUUGAAGUGUGCAAGCAUGAAAAUGGCUCAGCUACAACUAGAAAACAAAGAACUGGAAAGUGAAAAAGAGCAACUUAAGAAAGGUUUAGAGCUUAUGAAAGCAUCUUGCAAGAAAACAGAACGCUUAGAAGUUAGCUACCAGGGUUUAGAUACAGAAAAUCAAAGGCUACAGAAAGCUCUAGAGAACAGCAAUAAAAAAAUCCAGCAAUUAGAAUGUGAACUGCAAGACUUAGAAAUGGAAAAUCAAACAUUGCAGAAAAACCUAGAAGAAUUAAAAAUAUCUAGCAAAAGACUAGAACAGCUGGAAAAAGAAAAUAAAUCAUUAGAACAAGAGACUUCCCAACUGGAAAAGGAUAAGAAACAAUUGGAGAAGGAAAAUAAAAGACUCCGACAACAAGCAGAAAUUAAAGAUACCACAUUAGAAGAAAACAAUGUGAAGAUUGGAAAUUUGGAAAAAGAAAACAAAACCCUAUUCAAAGAAAUUGGUAUAUAUAAAGAAUCUUGUAUUCGUCUGAAAGAAUUAGAGAAAGAAAAUAAAGAGCUCGUGAAAAGAGCAACUAUUGAUAUAAAAACUUUGGUUACAUUGCGUGAGGAUUUGGUGAGUGAAAAAUUGAAGACUCAACAGAUGAACAAUGAUCUCGAAAAAUUAACUCAUGAGCUUGAGAAGAUAGGGUUAAAUAAAGAGCGACUAUUACAUGAUGAGCAGAGUACUGAUGACAGGUAUAAACUUCUGGAAUCAAAAUUAGAAUCUACUCUUAAGAAGUCCCUUGAAAUAAAAGAAGAAAAAAUUGCUGCUUUAGAGGCUCGAUUAGAAGAAUCCACAAAUUAUAACCAGCAAUUACGCCAAGAACUUAAAACAGUGAAAAAAAAUUAUGAAGCCCUCAAACAGAGACAAGAUGAGGAGAGGAUGGUACAGAGCUCUCCUACAGUAUCUGGUGAAGAUAACAAAUGGGAGCGAGAAAGUCAAGAAACAACAAGAGAGCUUCUGAAAGUUAAAGACAGAUUAAUUGAAGUAGAAAGAAAUAAUGCUACACUGCAAGCAGAGAAGCAAGCAUUGAAAACUCAACUGAAGCAACUUGAGACACAGAACAAUAAUUUGCAGGCUCAGAUUCUUGCACUUCAGAGGCAGACAGUGUCAUUACAGGAACAGAAUACCACUCUUCAAACACAGAAUGCCAAGCUUCAGGUUGAAAAUUCCACCCUUAAUUCCCAAAGUACCUCCCUUAUGAACCAGAAUGCACAACUCCUAAUCCAGCAGUCUUCCUUAGAAAAUGAAAAUGAAUCUGUAAUCAAAGAGCGAGAAGAGCUAAAAUCUCUCUAUGAUUCUCUGAUCAAAGAUCAUGAAAAGCUGGAACUUCUUCAUGAACGGCAGGCUUCAGAGUAUGAAUCUCUUAUCUCUAAACACGGAACUCUAAAGUCUGCCCACAAAAAUCUUGAGGUGGAACAUAAAGAUCUUGAAGACCGUUACAAUCAGUUACUAAAACAGAAAGGACAGUUGGAAGAUUUGGAAAAAAUGCUCAAAGUAGAACAGGAAAAAAUGCUGCUUGAAAAUAAAAACCAUGAGAUGGUAGCUGCAGAGUACAAGAAACUUUGUAUUGAAAAUGAUAGGUUGAAUCAUACAUAUAGUCAACUUUUAUAUAAGAGUGGUGAAGUUUUACAAACUGACCAUAAAAAUUUUAAAAGUCUUCUGAAUAAUUCCAAACUUGGAACAAACAAGAUUAGAAAAGCUGAAUCUUCAAAGCCAAAGGAACGAAGACGCGAGAGGAGGGAUAUUACGUCAACCCAAUGCCUGAAUGACCCAGUUGAGUUGCUAAGCCAACUUAAAGGAAAUUUAGAAGAAGAAAAUCGACAUCUACUAGAUCAAAUCCAGACAUUAAUGCUGCAGAACAGAACACUAUUGGAACAGAACAUGGAAAGCAAAGAUCUUUUUCAUGUUGAACAAAGACAAUACAUUGAUAAAUUAAAUGAAUUAAGGCGGCAAAAGGAGAAAUUAGAAGAGAAAAUUAUGGACCAAUACAAAUUUUAUGACCCAUCUCCUCCUAGAAGGAGAGGCAACUGGAUUACUCUAAAAAUGAGAAAACUGAUAAAAUCUAAGAAAGAUAUUAAUCGAGAACGUCAGAAAUCUCUGACAUUAACACCUACCCGUUCAGACUCCAGUGAAGGAUUUCUUCAGCUUCCCCAUCAAGAUAGUCAAGAUAGUUCUUCAGUGGGUUCAAACUCCUUAGAAGAUGGCCAAACCUUGGGGACCAAGAAAAGCAGCAUGGUUGCACUGAAAAGACUGCCCUUUUUGAGGAACAGACCGAAGGAUAAAGACAAAAUGAAGGCCUGCUACCGUCGUUCCAUGUCCAUGAAUGACCUGGUGCAGUCCAUGGUCCUAGCAGGACAGUGGACAGGUAGUACUGAGAAUUUGGAGGUUCCUGAUGAUAUUUCAACGGGUAAAAGGAGAAAAGAAUUGGGAGCUAUGGCCUUCUCUACUACAGCCAUCAACUUUUCAACUGUCAACUCUUCUGCAGGCUUCAGAUCCAAGCAAUUGGUUAAUAAUAAAGAUACUACAUCCUUUGAAGACAUAAGUCCACAAGGUAUUAGUGAUGAUUCUAGUACGGGAUCAAGAGUUCAUGCUUCAAGACCAGCCAGCCUUGAUAGUGGCAGAACAUCCACUAGCAAUAGCAAUAAUAAUGCUUCACUCCAUGAAGUCAAAGCAGGUGCAGUUAAUAGCCAAAGUAGGCCACAAAGCCACAGCAGUGGAGAAUUUAGCCUCCUUCAUGAUCAUGAGGCUUGGUCCAGCAGUGGUAGCAGUCCAAUCCAGUACUGGAAAAGACAAACUAGAUCAAGUCCAGUGCUCCAGCACAAAAUGCCUGAAACGUCAGAGAGUCGAGCCUAUCACAGGAUCAAAACUGGUUCCCCCGGAAGUGAAAUUGUUACUCUGCAACAGUUUUUGGAAGAAAGCAACAAGCUUACCUCAAUACAGAUAAAGUCAUCAAGUCAAGAGAAUCUUUUAGAUGAAGUAAUGAAAAGUUUGUCUGUCUCAUCUGACUUUUUGGGAAAAGACAAACCAGUUAGUUGUGGUCUGGCCAGAUCAGUAAGUGGAAAAACCCCAGGAGACUUCUAUGAUAGACGGACAACUAAGCCUGAGUUUGUGAGACCUGGUCCUCGAAAGACUGAAGAAAGCUACUUCAUUAGUUCUGCAGGAAAACCUUUACCAGGCACUCAGGGAAAGAUAAAAUUGGUAAAAGAAACUUCUCUGUCACGACAAUCAAAAGAUAGUAACCCUUAUGCCACUUUACCUCGUGCAAGCAGUGUGAUCUCCACUGCCGAAGGAACUACACGAAGGACAAGCAUCCAUGAUUUUUUGACUAAGGACAGUAGACUGCCUGUAUCAGUUGAUUCACCACCAGCUGCUGCUGAUAGCAACACCACUGCAGCAUCUAAUGUGGACAAAGUACAAGAAAGCAGAAAUUCAAAAAACAGGUCAAGGGAGCAACAAAGCUCCUAAUUCUAUUACCCCACUACAUGACAUGUGGGCCAAGUGAGAGAAAAGUGUCCUUCAAUUUCUCAGUGUGAAGCCUUUAUUUCUGAAGUAACAAGACACCUAGCAACUAUAGGAAUCGUUUUAAAAAAUCUUUAAGGAGACUUUUAACAAUGCUUCGUGAAUAGAGCAGGCAAGAAAUACAAACCUUCAUUUCUUCCUUGAAUCAAGGAGCACUACUGGAUUCAACUGCCAAAAUUUUUAGAAAGUUUUAGGACCUACUAUACAUUGUACUGUUAAGAUCUACAGAAUAAAGGACGUUCUCUCGCUAAGGACCAAGUGUUUUAAGGUCAAGUGUUUCAAGAAGUACUCCAAGAACAAUCUACUUCUUUCAUCAUUUGUUUCAUGAAUUUAUCUAUGUUUGCUUAAUGCUUCUGCUAAGUAUUAGCCAAAAUCUAGCCAUUUAUAUUUAGUUGUAUAAAUCUAAAUUAAAUGCUGUAGUAUUUUGUGGAAUGUACUAUAUAUCAAGAUACAGAGAAAAUUGUUUUGGCAUGUCAGAGCCUUAUUUGGUUAGCAGACUGCAUGUGUUGGUACUUUUUUUCUUAAAGCCAAUUAUUUUGAUGCACUUCAAAAGAAAUUCAGUUUAUAAGAUAAAUCUAAAAGAUCCAUAAUUAAAUAGGAGUUAUAAAAUUAUAGUGAUAUUAAUCUUUCCAUAUUCCCCAUUAAGCAACACUAAGCAUUCAUACAUGGAUCCAAGGUAAUUAAAGUGUUUUUCUGAAACUUUUUUUUUAGUAAGAUGGUUUUCCAACAAAUGUUAUUCCUAAGAUGAAGCUCUUCUGUUUUAAAUCAUUUCCCUUUUUUGGUAUUGGGUUAUGUAUGUGUGUUAGUUUUUUUAACUUGAGAGCUGACUGUUGCUUAAGAAGUUUUCUUAUAGCAAAAAUAAUGUAAAUAAUUUACUAUAAUCUGCAUUUUGCCAGGAGCUCAUUUAUUAUUAAGGUUAUCAUUUAUUAAUAAGAAUUUUUGGUUUUGUCCUUUAUAAUACAUUAAAGUUGAUAACUCUUAUUGGUACUUUUGAAAUAUUUGUAUGCAUUUGUUACCUUUAAACAUUUGGAAGAAGCACAAAAAAAGUAGAUUUAGUUAGUCCAGGGAAACAUCAAUUUUUUUAGUAGUUCCAAUUUUAUAUCACAGUUUUAUUUUCUUAUGAAAUCCAGAAAAAUGCAUUGAUACUCAUUAAUGCAGAUUCAUUAUUAACAUAAAUAUCAGAGUAAUCUUUAAGGUCUAAAGUAAAAAAGACAUUGACUAUUUUUUAUUUUAACAGUACACUUCUUAGGCUUUAAUUACCAGCUCAAAAGAACUUUUUGGAAUAAUUCCAUAGUGUGUGGUUUAUGAAUUAAUUGUGUGUUUCAUCAGUAACCCAGUAGCCAUGGGAAAAAUCAGUGUCUGUCUCCCCUAACCUCUCAGUAGGCAGGUAUCAAUAUUGUGUUCAUAGUCUGCUUUCCAAAAGACCAUCAGUAAAAAAGAGACAUAGCAUGUUUAGUUGACGAGAAAUUGUUGAAGUGGAAGUUAGAGAACUUGAACUUAUUUAAUUCAAUGCCCCCAUUAACUGAGGCUUCACCAUCAAAUGCUGUUAAAAUUAAAUCAUUUUGAAACUCUUGGAUGAAAGGUGCUAUGUAAAUGUAAAUACAAAGGAUUCUUACUAAAAUACAAAUAUUGCACACAGAAAUAUUUAAAACCUAUUCUCUAGACUUUGAAACAUCUUUCUUUCCAUCAUGACUCCCUGGAUUCAAGUAUCAAAUUGGUAAUGGGUAUCAGGGCAGUUGAGAGACACUUGCAUGUAAAAAUGUAAAUUCAUUUUUAGGUGGAUAAAUUGAAAGUAAAUGUAGAAAUUAUGUAUUAGCUAAAAACAGUAAGUAGGUAACUUAGAUUUAUAUUAGCUAGCAUCUAAUUUGCACAAUUAGGAUACAUCCAGAAAAAUUACUGAAAGUUGAAAUUUAGUGAGUGUGAGGUGGCCCAAUGAGGAUGAAUGAUAAUACAGCUUGCCUCUCUAGGACACUAAUAUCCUAAAAUAGAGAACCUGCUGAGUUAAGCACAUUAAUGCUUGAAGUAGAAAAUGCUGAAAGACAACCUGUAAAGUACUAAAUCUGAGUAGGUUGACUCUGAGAAAUACAAUGAAAGAGACAACCAAGGGAACACAUUGAGACUGCAAAAAUAAGAAUAUUCUGAAUUAUGUUCAUCACUUUCUUCAGACCAUUUCAAGAAAGUACUGGAUAAUAACCACAUGAAUAUUUUAUUUUCUCCAAGAUACCUUCAGAAGCAAACUUUGUAGGAAGCCACUCUUUUCCCUUAUUUAAACUGUUGCUGCUGCCAAACAAAAUAGUAAAGCCAACUGGAAACUAACUGGAGCCUGACAUGCUUUUAAUUAUCCGGCUCUAUUCUAAAUCAACACCUAAACCCCUAAGGAAACUAAAGAAUUCAAUAUACAGGGUAAUAGCUUUGGCCCAGAGCUACAAUAAUGUGCUUCAGAUCUGGCCGUGUGAAAAUGUUUUGGUCCAAGUUUUUAAAUUGGUGGUUACCAAAGAGUUCACAAAACAGGUUUGUAUGUAGCACCUUUCAUGCAAGGCAUGGGUAAGAGCCUAUUUAAAAAUCACUGUGCAUAUUACAGAAUUGCAGCCACCUCAAAAAUGAAGUACUGCAGCCUGUGCUGUCUUAAGGGUUUAUGUCAGGAAAAAAAAAAAGAUACUGUACCUAAUCUGGAAUUAUAAUGGGGAGUAAUAAUGUAUGCUAAAUGACUUUUGUAUCUUAAGUUACGUUUUAUGAGAAAAGUGGUGAAUUUUUCUGUUUUUCUUUUCAGCUACACUUAAUCCUGAGAUGUAUUUUUUUCUUUAAGCCUUGAAUGAGUAAUACAAAAGGAGCCCAUUUUAUAAUAUAAACCUUGAUGUACGUGUUGAGAUAUUUGGACAGUGAAAAUGCCUUAAAAGGAAUGCUUAUGGAUAAAGUUGCACUUAUAACACCCUUCAACAAAACCUGACUUUAAAUUGUCUUUUUCUUUUCUACUAAGGAUUUUCUUUUUCAGUGUUUGCCAUUGUACUUGUAACUGUUAUUAAAUACCAAAUCAAAUAAUAUAAAAUCUGUAACAUUUCCUUUAAAACUAAUGCGAAUGAGGGAUUCAUAGUUGAAUGGCAAAAUGUUUAUUACUUGGCAAUACCUGAUGUCAGCGACAGGCAUCCAACUCAUAACAAAAGAGACAUCAUUGUUUGUCUUUUAAAAAAACAUUUUUCAUUAUAAUUUUUAACUUUGUUUCUCCUUAAAAAAUUAAGUUGGAUUAACAUUCACUUAUCAAACUGAUAUAAAAAUAAAACCAAGAGGUGAUUUUUAUAACAA